CUGGCUGCCACACCGCGCGGGGACGGGCGGAUCGCUGCAAUGGCCCCCUGGCUGCCCACCAAGAAGGAGAAGUAUGGAGUUGCUUUGUGGAACUUUUCGGGCACGAACGAGCAUCACCUGCCGCUGCAGAUCGGGGAUACAGUGCACAUCCUACAGGCCUCGGAGGGCUGGUACAGAGGGUACUCGCUCAGGAACAGAGCCACCUGGGGCAUAUUCCCUGUCACACUGAUCCACCUGAAGGGCGCCCAUGUGGAGCAGAGGGGGGCGGAGGAGAACAUUGUGCCGGCGGAGAUGCCGAUGGUGCAGGAGAUCACCACCACGCUGCGGGAAUGGGCCACCAUCUGGAAGCAGCUCUACGUGAUGGGGCAGAAGGAGCGAUACGGGCAGGUCAGGAGGAUGAUGUGUGAGCUGAUGGAGAGGCGCUCGCAGCUGCUCUCUGGGACGCUCCCCAAGGAUGAGCUCCUGGAGCUCAAGAAGGAGGUGACCAGCAAGAUCGACUACGGGAACAAGAUCCUGGAGCUAGACCUGGUUGUGCGUGACGAGAACGGGAACAUCCUGGACCCCGACAGAACCAGCGUCAUCAGCCUCUUCCAGGCUCACAAACAGGCCACGAGUAUGAUCAGUGAGCGCAUCCAGGAAGAGAUGUGCUCUCAGCACAGCGAGCUGGGCUGCAGUGCCCACCUGGCCUCGCCCUCCCACAACCUCUACCUCUGCGUCCGCAACUUCGUCUGCAACAUCGGGGAGGAGGCCCAGCUCUUCACGGCGCUCUACGACCCCGGCCAGCAGAAGAUGAUCAGCGAGAACUACCUGAUCCGCUGGGCCAGCACGGGGGUCCCCCAGGACAUCGAGUUGCUCAACAACCUGAAGGCCAUCUUCACGGACCUGGGCAGCAAGGACUUGAAACGCGAGAGGCUCUUCCUGGUGUGUCAGAUUGUGCGGGUGGGGCGGAUGGACCUGAAGGAGACCUACACGCGGAAACUGAGCACGGGCCUCAGACGGCCCUUCGGCGUCUCGGUGAUGGACAUUACAGAUAUCAUCAAGGGAAAAUGUGAGAGUGAUGAGGACAAGCAGUACUUCAUUCCUGUGCACCUGGUAGCUGCUGAGAAUGAUUUCCUUCACAACAUGAUAAAGAAAGCCGUGGAAGGGAAGGAAAUCAACCACAAAGGACAAGGGUUCUGGGUGUCUCUGAAAAUGCUGUGGGGAGACCUGAGUCAGGUGCGGAAAGAUCAUCCUCACUUGGUGGACCGCAGCACAGUUGUGGUCCGCAAGUUAGGCUUCCCAGAGAUUAUCAUGCCAGGGGACAUCAGGAACGACAUUUACCUCACACUGGUGCAGGGCGAGUUUGACAAGGGGAACAAGAAGACGCAGAAGAACGUGGAGGUGACAGUGUGUGUCUGUGAUGAGACUGGAAACAUGAUGCAGAAUGUGAUUUUCCCGGGUGCUGGUGACAAGCCUUCAAGUGAAUAUCGUUCUGUGGUCUAUUACCAGCAGCGGCAACAGCGGUGGAUGGAGACAAUGAAGAUUGCUGUUCCCAUUGAAGAUGUCCACAGGACCCAUCUGAGAUUCACCUUCAGGCACCGCUCUUCCAGUGACUCUAAGGACAAAAGUGAAAAAAAUUUCUCCAUGGCCUUUGUGAAGCUGAUGAGACCUGAUGGUACAACCCUGCAUGACGGUGAACAUGACCUCAUUCUGUAUAAGGGUGACAUCAGGAAAUUGGAGGAUGCCAGCUCUUACCUGAAUCUGCCUUUUAUGAGAAGUCUGUCAGAGACAAAGACCCUUUCUGGUUCCUCAUUCCGAGUGAGCGGUGGCAUGGCUGGUAUGGGCAUAUCUUCCCGGGACAGCUUCCAAAUCUCCACCCUCGUCUGCUCCACCAAACUAACCCAGAAUGUUGACCUUCUGGGGCUGCUGAAAUGGCGGUCGAAGCCCAACCUCCUGGCUGGAAACCUCCAGAAGCUAAUGAAUGUGGAUGGAGGAGAAGUCAUCAAGUUCCUUCAGGACACUCUGGAUGCCUUGUUCUCAAUUAUGAUGGAGAAUUCAGCCACGGAUGUCUAUGAUACACUCAUCUUUGAUGCCCUAGUUUUCAUUGUGGGGCUCAUUGCUGACAGGAAGUUCCACCACUUCAAUGCUGUUCUGGAGGCCUAUAUCCAGCAGCACUUCAGCGCCACACUGGCUUACAAGAAGCUGAUCUCAGUGCUGACGCAGUACGUGGACUCAGCCAGCCAAGGGGAGCCCUGUGAGUCGCUCUUACGCACCUUCAAAGCCUUGGAGUAUAUCUUCAAAUUCAUUGUCCGCUCCAGACACCUCUUUGCCCAACUCUACGAAGGGAAAGAAAAAGCAGAAUUCCAGGCUUCCUUGAAGCAAUUCUUCCUGUCUGUCAAUCAGCUGAUGAAAUCCACACUGGAGAAUACAACCCUGCUGUCCCAGGGAGCCGCUCUGAAGUACCUGCCUUCGAUUCUGGAAGACGUGUUUGGGAUCUUCGACUCCUCUGUGCUGGGGUGCUUGCUGCGGGAUUUCAUUGGGAACCUGCCCCCUCUGCGCCUGCUCAAGCAGAAGCUGCAGUCCCUGACGGACAUAGUCAACAGCAAGAUCUUCCAGUUCUAUGAGUGCCGAGAGAUGCUGCUGCAUACUACAAUCCCCAUCCUCCAGGAGCUGAUUGCGAAGGGAGAGGAGGAGGAGGCUUGCAUUGAGCUGCUCAGCAAUAUCCUGGAGGUGCUGUACAAAGCCCAGAAGAGAGCAGAAGAGCAGCUGACACAUCAGAGUGGAGAAGAGAGACAGCACAGGGAGGACUCUGAGCUGAGGAAGGUGAAGGGGCACGUGCAGAUGAUUCUGGAGCAGCUGCUGCGCACUGUCAAUCGCAGGGUGAUUGGCCUCGGCCAGGAACACGACCUAAGAAGUCACUACGUGGCCUGCAUGGCAGCCAUCCUGAACCAGAUGGACGAGGCCCAUUACAGCUCCUACAUCCAGGCCUUCUCAGCCCGGACCGACCUGGUGGACUUUCUCAUGGAGACCUUCCUCCUGUUCAAGGACCUGAUUGGCAAGACGGUGUAUCCCUCCGACUGGAUGGUGAUGAACAUGGUGCAGAACCGGGAGUUCCUCCGAGCCAUCAACCAGUUUGCUGACACCUUGACCCAGAUGUUCCUGAGCAGCAGCAGCUUGGAACUGCAGCUUUGGAACAAUUAUUUCCACCUGGCAGUUGCCUUCCUCACCCAGGAUUCCCUGCAGCUGGAGAACUUCUCCCAGGCUAAGCGCACCACCAUCCUUGCCAAGUACGGAGACAUGAGAGCCACAAUUGGAGCCGCCAUCCGGGACAUGUGGUACAACCUAGGACAUCACAAGAUUCGGUUUAUCCCUGGCAUGGUGGGCCCCAUCCUGGAGAUGACGCUGGUACCCGAGCUGGAGCUGCGCAAAUCCACCAUCCCCAUCUUCUUCGACAUGAUGCUAUGCGAGUACCAGCUGACCAAGAACUUCGGCAUGUUCGAGGACGAGAUCCUGCGCAAGCUGGACAGCGAAGUGGAGGGCGGCCGUGGGGAUGAACAGUACAAGCAGCUCUUCCAGAGCAUCCUCCUCAGCUGCUGCAGGAAUCACCCCGAGCUGGCCACGCCCAGUGAGAAGUUCGUGGCCCUGGUCACGGGCCUGCUGGAGCGGCUGCUGGACUAUCGCGCCGUCAUGAACGACGAGAACAAGACGUACAGCAUGAGCUGCACUGUCAACCUGCUGAACUUCUACAAGGAAAUCGACCGCCGGGCCAUGUACAUCAGGUACCUGUACAAGCUCAAGGACCUGCACGUCAGCUACGAAAACUACACGGAGGCAGCCUACACCCUGCUGCUGCAUGCACGGCUCCUCAAGUGGUCGGACGAGCCGAACACGGCCCCCAUGCAGGGCUCCCACAGCCAGAGCCUGCACACCCAGCGCCAGCUGAAGGAGUCGCUCUACAACCAGAUCAUCCACUACUUCGACCAGGGCAAGAUGUGGGAGGAGGCGAUUCACAUCUGCAAGGAGCUGGCCGAGCAGUACGAGAGUGAGGUCUUUGAGUACGAAAUGCUGAGUGACAUCCUGCAGCGGGAGGCAAAGUUCUACGAGAACAUCCUGAAGGUGCUGCGGCCCAGCCCAGACUACUUCGCCGUGGGCUACUACGGGCAGGGCUUCCCCACGUUCCUGCGGAACAAGGUGUUCAUUUACCGAGGCAAGGAGUACGAGCGCCGGGAGGACUUUGAGAUGCGGCUGCUGACUCCCUUCCCCUAUGCCGAGAAGCUGCAGACCACGUCCCCGCCGGAGCAGGACGUCACCGACUCACCGGGCCAGUAUAUCCAGUGCUUCACCGUGCAGCCCGUGGAGGAGGCCAGGGACCGAUUCAGGGGCAGGAACGUCCCCGAGCAGAUUGUCAAUUUCUAUAAAGCCAACAACAUCCAGCAGUUCAGCUACUCGCGGCCCUUCAGGAAAGGCCCGAAGGACCCUGACAAUGAGUUUGCGACCAUGUGGAUCGAGAGAACGACCUACGUGACGGCCUAUCCGCUGCCUGGGAUCCUGCGCUGGUUUAUGGUCAUAGCCACCACCAGGACCAUCAUCAGCCCCCUGGAAAAUGCCAUCGAGACCAUGAAGAAAACCAAUGAGAAAAUCCUGACCGAGAUCAACCGGCACCACAGCGAGCCCAGCCUGCCUGUCAACCCGCUGUCCAUGCUCCUCAACGGCAUCGUGGACCCGGCCGUCAUGGGGGGCUUCGCCAAGUAUGAGACGGCGUUUUUCCAGGAGGCCUACCAGACGGAGCACCCCGAGGACCAGGCCAGUAUUGAGACGCUGCAGGACCUGAUCGCCUGGCAGAUUCCGCUCUUGGCAGAGGGGAUCCGGAUCCACGGCAGGAAGGUGACUGAGGACCUCAGGCCCUUCCAUGAGCGCAUGGAGCAGUGCUUCGUGCAGCUGCGAGCCAAGGUGGAGAGCCAGUACGGCCUGCGGGAGCUGCCCUUCCUGGAGGAGAGGCGCGGAGGCCGCCCCCACUCCAAGUUGUGGGGCCCGGAAACGGAGCCACCCAGCCGCCCACACCAAGACAGCACAGAGCCCCCUCCCUCCAGGAAGUCGGUGCCCUGUGCUCCUGAGCAUCCCCCUGAGGCCGAGGAGCGCAAGAGCGACCGCAGGGAGAAUCGCGGCAGCACCUUCUUUGGGUACCGGCGGCAGGAGCAGCGCCAGUCCGUCUUGGAGCCCCCGGAGCCCAAGGAGGAGAAGUGGAGACUCUCCCGGAACAUGACUGAGAGCUGCCUGGCCGGUGCGGAGGGAAAACAGCCACCCCCGGAGAGAGAUGCCAGCGCUGCAUCCCCUAGUGCAACAGGGGCGUCAGGAUCCCCCCGGGGCUUCGCAGGCCGGGUGAAGAGCGCCAGCAAGGCCCCCCCACUGCCCCGCAAAAUCAGCUCCAGCGUCUACGAGACCUUCCUGGAGCAGAACGCCGCGCCCAACAGUGGGAAGCAGCUGACAGUGGAUGGAAGUAAAGGGCUGAAAUCACCGCCCCCGCCACCCCCCAAAUCCAAGCGCAUAUCCCAGGCCUGAGCUGACGUGAUCGGCCCCCUUUGCUGUCCCGCUCAGGAGGGUGACUGCUGAUGGUGUUUGCUGGCUGCUUGGUCCCCCCCCGGCUGGCUGAGCCCUGGGCCGGACUUAGUCGUCUUUCCUGUGGCAGCCGGAGCAUCCCACCACCCCCACACCCUGGGUCCCGUGUGCUUGGAGCUGCAGAAGCCCCAGACUAGCCCAGCCUCCCUCUCACAGGCGGCACCAGCCUAGGUCAGGCCUAGGGCCCGUCUGAGGAACGUGUAGGAAACAUUGGAGCCAGCAAAUCUGCCCCGGUGAAGGACUGCUCCAGCCCCAGGAGUUCAAGGUCGCCACAGCCCUGAAGCUGGGCGCUGGGUCCCCUCCCAGCUCUCCUUUUCCUAUUUGUGCUCUGGAUAAAGGCCGUCUUGGGGCAGUGAGUUUCACAGGCGAAUGCAGUGCUGCCUGGGGGAAACAUUUCCUUUGCAUUGCCCCUGUUCAGUUCCACGGCCUGGCCAUGUGCUGAGGCUGGGAGAAGGGGCUCUGCUGCCCGUUAGUGUUUGAUAGACUCAGUCCUCCCGCUCGGCAGGAACACUCCCCAGCGGGCAGCCCCUUGGUACAGGACAGUUUGCCAGGCCCUGACCCCCUAAGGCUGCACUGUCCUGGGGCGGGGCUGGAGGUGGGCAGCCCCUGAGCACCCAUUACCCCCCCACCCCAAGCUGGUCACAGAGCAGCGCUGAAAUAGGCGCCGUAUCAGCCGCUCCCAGAGGCUGCGACUCCCUGGAGCCGCGGUGCAGUGAGCUGCCUCCAGCACCGCUGGGGCUCCUCUGCAGCAACCGCAGAUCAGUUCAGCUAAGGCCGUUUCCCAUCGCCUGGUCCCAGCCGGCCUCCCGCACUGCGGGCCGCACCCAUGGACUGAGCCCCUCCCGUGUGGGGCAGGAGCCAGCCUGCUGCUGCUCUCGGCUGCAGCAUGACGUGAGGCAGCCAGAUGGGUUUAGCGUCCCCACCAUGGGCCCUCGGGGUGUGUUCUGCCCACGUUCCUCACAGCAGCUCCUUGCCCACCCCCAGCCGCCCAGGCCCCACUGCUUGCUCAGCACGUACCCGCCGCACUGCUGGAGGCCUGUGCCUGGGGCCAUGGGCUGCCUCCAGCUGCCUGCCAAUAAAGAGACUAAAUCCUCCAGGCUGUGCCCAGCCCCUGAGGUCAGCGGCGGCGGGGAGGUGGGGGAAAG
This is a messenger RNA of Mauremys reevesii (Reeves's turtle), 6740 nucleotides long. Its product is annotated as dedicator of cytokinesis protein 2-like. Gene Ontology annotation, molecular function: guanyl-nucleotide exchange factor activity; small GTPase binding. The record is from RefSeq and is a predicted model, not a curated record. Lineage: Eukaryota; Metazoa; Chordata; Testudines; Geoemydidae. Bases 40 to 5538 code for a protein of 1832 amino acids. The transcript is spliced from 53 exons. Gene Ontology annotation, biological process: small GTPase-mediated signal transduction; cell migration. Gene Ontology annotation, cellular component: cytoplasm; plasma membrane.